UUAAUGUAAAGAUAAUGAACAGUCGUGAAGAGAUGGAAACAUUAAAAGAACAUGAUUUGCAUAUGCUAGUUCUUGUUACAGAUAAUAUGUGUUUUUGUCUUUGAUCCAGCAAAUUGAAAAUUGGAAAUGAUUCAAAAAGUUGACAUUUUGGAGAAGCUUAGGAAAAACCAUGUUAGCAUUUCCAAAAACAAAAAAUACAAGUGAAUGCCUUGCUUGAGUCUAUCAAAUUAGAAAAUUUCUUUACCCACCUCCCUAUGGGUGGUCACCUCCUGCGAAAAACCAAAACUACCCCUGCUUCGGAAGUUCAUUUUCGAAAGCGUGUUUUUUUAAAAAAAUUGACUUACUUCGGAAGUUCAUUUCCGAAACAAUUACUUCGGAAGUUCACUUCCGAAAUACUGCGAUUUCUGCAGAUUUAUCAAAACACUCCCCCUCCCCCAAUCAUUUACCCUAAAUCAAAACAAAAAGUGGCAAAGGCGAAAAUUUGUGCAAACAGAAUUCCAAAGCUGCAUCAAGGCUCCAAUCACACUGCUAAACAACAUUCAAAAGCCCUCAAUCCUAACACUUUGAACAUGUCAGGCAACCAACAAGCACGCAGGACUGCGUCUUCUAAAGAGGGCGCUAAGGGAAGAAAUGGUUCUUCAAAGAAGGAGGUGAAAGAGGUGAAGGAGGUGACGGAGGUGAAGGUGGUGAAGGAGAAGAAGAAGCUUUUGACUGGUUCUGCUUCUCGUCCCCUGGGAGUCCAUGGCUCGGACGCGCAGGCUCAGCCUUCAGGCGUGAUCAACGCUGAUGGUUCUGAUACUGAGUGGGAUGAAGAUUGGUAUAAUUAUCUUCAUUCGGAGGAGUUCGCUCGUCGAGAAGAAUAACGUGUUUUUAUUUUGUUUGAUGUGUAUUUUGUAACGCUCGUCGGGCAGAAUAACAUGUUUUUGUUUUGUUUGACGUGUUUUGUUUUGUUUUGUUCGGAUUUUGGAUUG
Messenger RNA from Vicia villosa (hairy vetch), 971 nucleotides. RefSeq lists its product as uncharacterized. The coding region runs from base 255 to 863 and encodes 202 amino acids. The record is from RefSeq and is a predicted model, not a curated record. The transcript is spliced from 2 exons. NCBI's taxonomy places the organism in Eukaryota, Viridiplantae, Streptophyta, Magnoliopsida, Fabales, Fabaceae.